AUGUCGCCUGAAAGACCUCCUGGAAGACCCUCUCGUGGGCUGAGACAGCGCGUCUCCAAGGCCUGCAAGAGAUGCCGUGAUCAAAAGAUUAGAUGUACUGGCUCAAAUCCAUGCGAUCAGUGUAAUAAGCGGAACUCCGCUUGUGAUUUUGAGAGUCCAUCGCAGAAAGUUCUAGUCACACGAAGGCGAGUUGAAAGCGGCUGCUCCCAUCAGCUCAUAUCUAAUACCGCCGGGAUGCAGAUAUAUCAAUGA
Molecule: messenger RNA, 252 nt
Organism: Penicillium cosmopolitanum
Lineage: Eukaryota; Fungi; Ascomycota; Eurotiomycetes; Eurotiales; Aspergillaceae
Product: Zn(II)2Cys6 transcription factor domain-containing protein
Exons: 2
Coding region: 1-252 (83 amino acids)
Biological process (GO): positive regulation of transcription by RNA polymerase II
Cellular component (GO): nucleus
Molecular function (GO): sequence-specific DNA binding; zinc ion binding; DNA-binding transcription factor activity, RNA polymerase II-specific
Source: RefSeq, a predicted model, not a curated record